This is a messenger RNA of Oxyura jamaicensis (ruddy duck), 3472 nucleotides long. RefSeq names its product malic enzyme 2 (gene ME2). The record is from RefSeq and is a predicted model, not a curated record. Bases 277 to 2013 code for a protein of 578 amino acids. Gene Ontology annotation, cellular component: mitochondrion. The transcript has 16 exons. Gene Ontology annotation, biological process: pyruvate metabolic process; malate metabolic process. Gene Ontology annotation, molecular function: malate dehydrogenase (decarboxylating) (NADP+) activity; malate dehydrogenase (decarboxylating) (NAD+) activity; NAD binding. NCBI's taxonomy places the organism in Eukaryota, Metazoa, Chordata, Aves, Anseriformes, Anatidae.
GCCGCGGAGCAGCCAGCUCAUUGGUGGGGCGCCGCCGGCCCGUGAGGUUUCUCCCUUCUCAUUGGUCCUGCGCGUUGUCAGUCACGGGAACGCCCCGCCCUCCGGGGUGUCCCUCCCUGGCGCAGCCCCGCUCGCCGCAUUCAGUGGCGGGUUCCGAGGCCGACGGAGCUCCGGCGGAUGGCAGCUGCUGUCGCACAAUAGAGACAGGUCCUCGGCCAGCAUCGCUCGGAGGGCAGCAGGAGGAGGCGGACCGCGCUCCGGUGCAGCACCAAAGCCAUGUUCUCCCGGUUAAGGGCGGCCGCCGCUCCCUGCUCGCUGGCGCGUCGCGGCGCACACACGAAAGAAAAAGGCAAGCCGCUGAUGUUAAACCCGCGGACGAACAAGGGGAUGGCCUUCACGCUCCACGAACGGCAGAUGCUCGGCUUGCAAGGACUUCUGCCCCCUAAAAUCGAGACCCAGGACAUUCAAGCCUUACGCUUCCACAAGAAUUUGGCAAAAAUGACGGACCCCUUGGAGAAGUAUAUCUACAUAAUGGGCAUCCAAGAGAGAAACGAGAAGUUAUUCUACAGGGUUUUACAAGACGAUAUCGAGCGGUUGAUGCCAAUUGUGUACACACCAACGGUGGGCCUCGCCUGCUCCCAGUACGGACACAUCUUCAGGAGACCAAAAGGGUUGUUCAUUUCCAUCUCAGACCGAGGCCACAUCAGGUCCAUUGUGAAUAACUGGCCAGAGAACGACGUUAAGGCUGUUGUGGUCACCGACGGAGAAAGGAUCUUGGGUCUCGGAGACCUCGGGGUGUACGGGAUGGGAAUUCCAGUGGGGAAACUCUGCUUGUAUACGGCCUGUGCAGGAAUCCAUCCAGAUAAAUGCUUGCCUGUGUGCAUCGACGUUGGAACUGACAACAUGACCCUCUUAAAAGAUCCAUUUUACAUGGGCCUCUACCAAAAAAGGGAUCGCUCGCAGGUCUACGAUGACCUAAUCGAUGAAUUUAUGGAAGCCAUUACAGACAGGUACGGCCAGAACACCCUCAUCCAAUUUGAAGACUUCGGAAACCACAACGCUUUUCGGUUUUUGAGAAAAUACAGAGAGAAAUACUGUACCUUCAACGACGAUAUCCAGGGGACGGCUUCGGUGGCCUUAGCGGGCCUGCUGGCAGCACAGAAAGCCACUGGCAAACCGAUUUCAGAGCAGAAAGUGCUGUUCCUUGGAGCAGGAGAGGCCGCCCUGGGAAUCGCCAACCUCAUCGUUAUGGCCAUGAUGGAGAAUGGUGUUUCAGCAGAGGAAGCCUACAAGAGAAUAUGGAUGUUCGACAAAUACGGAUUGCUGGUUCAGGGCCGAGAACAAAAGGUAGAUUCCAACCAGGAACCGUUUACGCAUCCGGCUCCGGAGCAGAUCCCAAAGACGUUUGUGGACGCAGUGAACGUGCUCCGGCCUUCCGCUAUCAUCGGGGUGGCAGGAGCUGGGCGGCUCUUCUCUCACGACGUGAUCAAAGCGAUGGGCUCUAUCAACGAGCGGCCGAUAAUAUUUGCGCUGAGCAACCCCACGGUGAAGGCUGAGUGCACGGCAGAGGAAGCGUAUACGUUAACAGAGGGGCGUUGCUUGUUUGCCAGCGGCAGCCCGUUCGACCUGGUGACUCUGGAAGAUGGAAGAACCUUCAAACCAGGCCAAGGCAACAACGCUUACAUUUUUCCAGGCGUGGCUCUCGCUGUGAUCCUCAGCAGUGUUCGACAUAUUAGUGAUAAGGUUUUCCUAGAAGCUGCUAAGGCGCUGGCGGAACAGCUGACUGACGAGGAGCUCGCACAGGGAAGACUUUACCCUCCGCUGUCUAACAUCAGGGAAGUUUCUAUUUAUAUUGCCGUCAAGGUGAUGGAAUUUUUGUACGCCAACAACAUGGCUUUCCAUUACCCCGAGCCCGCAGACAAGAACCGUUACAUUCGAUCCAAAGUCUGGACCUACGAAUACGAAUCCUUCAUGCCCGAUGUGUAUGACUGGCCCGAGUCUAAGGUUCACUGAUGGACCGGAAGAUCGCGCUCCUCAGGCAGUACCUUCUACUCUGCAGGGAUCCCUUUUUCCGACCAAUUUAAAUCGUGCCCGUCGAGUCCUGUAAUUUAUUUUCACUUAUUUUGAUGUCUCUUUGCCCUUGACAUAGGUUGCUCCCCGCUCCCCCAGGCAUCUGCUGAGAACUGUUUGGAUGAGGGCAUCCAUUGCAGGAUGGAGAGAGCUCUUCAAAAUUACUCCUUAAAAUGAAACGGCAUUUCUUUGAGCCCUCACCACGCUAAAUAAUUCGAUGAGCAACGUUUUAGCUGCACGUGCGUGAUGCUCUCUCGUCGCUGCUGAUUUCCGGAACGAUUUAUUUCUGCUUUUCAUAAUCAGUCUUCUCAUUGGCAGCAUUAUUUGUGCCGACACCAGAGAGAAUCCCUUCAAAAACAAAAGGGGGGGGUGGGGGUAGCUUAAGACAAAUUUAAGUCUGAUGGGCUUAAGUCUGAUACUCAAAGAUGCCCGUGUCCAGACUUCCUUGUUGCCGCUCUCUUUGUGCUUUGAGGAGCAGCGCGGUGUCCACGCGCGGGAUCUGCAGCAACGUUGCAUUUUGUCUUCCCAGCGUCCCGUGAAAUCUCGUAGGAGGAAAAACGCGAGCUCGAUAAAAUUAUCCCAGGAAAGCCUGACAAUGCAUUAAUCACUAGCUUUUAAAAAGCAAAGCUGUGCUGUUACCUACUCGAUUAUAUCACGUAAAGGCAGAAUCCGAAGUGAUCUACAGAAAUCUUGGGAGAUUUUGCAGGCAGAUUCUUGCAGUUGACUCCAAGGUGACGGAGCGGUGGCUUUUUUCUUUCCAAGUUCUGUUCCUCCCAGCUGCAUCGUUUCUCCCUCGCGUAGCCUCGCUUUCCCAGAAGGACUCGUGUAUGAUGUUUUUUACGGCGUUCCUGACUCAAACGCUCCCGAGCGGGACUCGCUCGCCGCGUUGAACAACCCACCCUCCGCCCCAGAGCUGAGGAAGCCAACCCCGAAGGCGUAAUCCUUACUUAAAUAAAGUCUCCGCAGAAGUGUGCAAAAUAGACCCAAAAUACAGCAGGGAAAAUAGUCUCUGUACCUCCUUAGACGUCAUCGCUGUCGUUCCCUGCCCAGUCUCCGCUUUUAAAAUGAAGUCGAUGUGUUCGAGAAGGAGCAGUCGGCUUUUAGAAGGCUUUGUCGAGGUGAGGAAAGAAGACUGAUUAUAGAAACGCAGAAAACGGGUGAUGGUGGGGGAAAGGCCGCACCUUCAACCUGUGGUAAAAUGCUGCCUGGUGGGGCUCGAAGUGCUGCACUGCCGAGCUGUGCGACUUCACAUGGUCUGCAGCUUGUAUAUGUGAGCAGAUACACACAAAAAAAAGACCAACACCUACACGGGAUGUUUUUACAAAGAACGCUCUUUUUUUUUUUCAUCUAUUUUUGCUAGGCCUGUUUUUAGUGUAUUUAAAUUGGUGAUCUCACGGAAAGA